GGGUGUGGAAGAGUACCAGCGGAGCUUCUGUCACUGUCAGCCCGUACCUCAGUGAGUGUCGCUGGGGCAGCAGCCAUGGUUCAGACGUGCUCCGCGUACGGUUGUAAGAACCGCUACAACAAAGACAAAGAUAUUUCCUUCCACAAGUUUCCUCUGGCCCGUCCAGAUAUUUGUGGAAAAUGGGUCGCAGCGAUGAGGAGGAACAACUUCAAGCCAACAAAGUACAGCAACAUCUGCUCGCAACAUUUCACCAAAGACUGCUUCAAGAUGGAGUGUAACAACCGAGUGCUGAAGGACAACGCCGUGCCAUCACUCUUUACCUUCAACCUCAACAUGAAGACCCUGGAUGAUCCCUUCACCUCAGAGAUCCACUUCCCCCUCUCCCUCCCUCUGACCUCUGACCCUGUGGCGGCGGUGAUGGAGGAGCCAGGGAGGAGCCUUCCAAUCAUCUGGGGCAACACGGUGUCGGUCUCCUGCGACCACAACUACACAGUGGAGGACUCUGCUCGGCAGAGGAAGCGCAUCGAGCAGCUGGAGAGCCAGGUGGGCUCUCUGAGGAAGAGGCUGAAGACGAUGCAGCAGAAGUGUCGGCGGCAGGAGAGCCAGCUGAAGAGGCUGAAGGCGGCGUGUGCAAAGCCAAAGACGAGCCUCGAGCUGCCGGCGGCGUUCGGAGAGAGAUUUGUGAUUUUACCCAAGCACAUCUACCACACACUGAAAGGUAUCAAGUAGAGGAACAGAAGGAGGCAGUGUGUGUUAAUCUGGAAUCUGCAGCAGCCAGGCCGUCUGCUGAGGAGCUACAGAGACGGCUGUGAACCCUGGAGAUGAGAGCUGAAGGACUCAAGGGUUCAGGAGAGCUCAGACAGGAUGUGGAAGACUUGAGUCUGAUUUGGUGGAAACACCAAACUCCUUACAUAUCAUCUUUUGUACUUUAUUUCUCGUGGUUGGUUAGUUUUCCUCUCUGCAGUGGAACGACUUCAAAAUAAGACGUUUGACUUUUUGAGUUUUUUGUUUGCUCUUAAAUUAUUCUAAAAGAACAGUAGAGUAUUUUGACUUCCAUAGGAUCAACCACGAAGCAAGAUAAGAAGGUAAUCUGGUCUGUUGAGCCUUAAGUCUGAGUUUUUAAUGUCAUGAAGCUGGCUCUUUUACUCGUGACUCUAAUUUCAUAAGGCUGGCUACACAUGAGGCAAUUUUCAGAUCCAAGCCAAUUUUAAAACAUGGUAGCCCACAGACAUGAGGACUAGGGGUGCUCUGAUUGCAAUUUUCUGGCCGAUCAACAAUCUUUAAAAAGCCUGACCUGCCGAUUCCGAUUUUGGCCGAUACCAAUUUUUUUUUUUUAUA
Molecule: messenger RNA, 1338 nt
Organism: Cheilinus undulatus (humphead wrasse)
Lineage: Eukaryota; Metazoa; Chordata; Actinopteri; Labriformes; Labridae
Gene: thap1
Product: THAP domain containing, apoptosis associated protein 1
Exons: 3
Coding region: 76-729 (217 amino acids)
Molecular function (GO): sequence-specific DNA binding
Source: RefSeq, a predicted model, not a curated record